CGAGGGAUCUCUAUCGUCUCCGUCAUUAUCCGAGCGUCCGUUAUCGGAAGGGUUUUUGGCAGAAAAUAAAAAAAGGUGAUUAAAUGAUUCUUGUGGAGGAGGGGCGCACGGUAAGAAGCUUUAAUCGAAUGGCGCAUUUUAAAAGCCUCGUCUUCUUCCCCCACCGGCUGAGUCCACUAACUUGCGCAUCUCCUCUUUUACCUCUCUCCCCCUUCUCUAUCGUUACUGUGAUUAGGGUUCUUUUUUUUGACGCCGUAUCGUUCUAUUCAUUCUCUCAUGGAUCGUUCAAGAAGGCAACCCAGUAGUGACUCGCGUUACGCAACUCUCUUCAAUCUCGAGCCGUUGAGGAACUUCACGAUUCCUAGACAUGAAGAUGAGAUUGAGAAUUAUGAUGAAACUAGAAGCAAUCAAGUUGCUAACUACGGCAACGGCGUUAAGAAGAGAAAGCGGUGGAUAGAAGAAGCUGGUGAUGAUGAUGAUGACCAUUACAAUCAACAUGUUACUGAGGAGCAUUACAGAUCAAUGCUUGAGGAGCAUGUGCAAAGACUCAAAAGUAGCUCCAGGGAGUCUCAGGGGAAUCACACAUCUCUGAUGCGGAAGAGCAAUGUGGGCAGUUACAGAGGUAAUGGUCAACGUGGGAGAUUCUAUGACGCGGAUGCGAUCUCACAAAGACGAGGAAGCUAUCGUGGUUCAGCUAUUACCCCUAAAAUAGCAUAUGAGCCUUCGUAUUUGGAUAUUGGUAAUGGUGUUGUCUACAAAAUCCCUCCAAGUUAUGACAAGCUGGUGGCGUCAUUGAACUUACCUAGCUUUUCAGAUCUUCGUGUGGAAGAUUUUUACUUGAGAGGAGCUCUGGAUCUGAGAUCAUUAGAAGAAGUGAUGGCUAGCGUUAAAAGGUCUGGAGUUAGAAGCCGUAAUGGAAUGGGUGAGCCUCGACCUCAGUAUGAAUCUCUUCAAGCGAGAGUGAAGGCCUUGUCAGCUUCAAACUCCAACCCAAACUUUAGCCUCAAGGUGUCAGACGAUGCAAUGAACUCUGUCAUUCCAGAAGGAGCUGCUGGAAGCACGGCACGGACUAUUCUAUCAGAGGGUGGUGUUUUACAGGUCCAUUACGUGAAGGUUCUGGAGAAAGGGGAUACAUAUGAGAUUGUUGAACGAAGUCUACCAAAGAAGCUGAAGGUGAAGAAUGAUCCUGCAGUCAUUGAGAAGACAGAAAGGGACAAGAUUAGAAAAGUCUGGAUCAACAUUGUCAGAAGAGAUAUACCAAAACACCAUAGAGUCUUCACUAACUUUUAUCGGAAACAAUCAAUUGAUGCCAAGAGAUUUGCUGAUGGUUGCCAAAGAGAGGUGAGAUAUAAGGUGGCUAGAUCAUACAAAUUGCCAAGGAGUGCACCAAUUCGCACCAGGAAGAUAUCCAGAGACAUGCUGCUAUUCUGGAAGCGGUUUGACAAGCAGAUGGCAGAAGAGAGGAAAAAACAGGAAAAAGAAGCUGCAGAGGCAUUAAAACGCGAACAGGAGCUUCGAGAGGCACAAAGGCAGCAACAGAGGCUCAAUUUUCUUAUCAAACAGACUGAACUUUAUAGUCACUUCAUGCAAAACAAAACCGAUUCAAAGCCUUCAGAAUCCUUGUCGAUAGCAGAUGAAAAUCUGGUUGACGAAAAGCUCCGAGAACCUGCAGCAGCAGAACCUUCUGAGGUGGAGGAUCCUGAAGAGGCUAAAAUGAAGGCAGAUGCCCUGAAAGCUACCCAAGAGGCAGUAUCUAAGCAGAAAAAAAUAACAGAUGCGUUUGACACUGAAUCUAUGAAGCUACGGCAAACUUCUGACAUGGACGGACCACCAAAUGAUUUCUCGGUCUCUGGCUCGGGCAAUAUAGACUUGCACAACCCAUCUACAAUGCCUGCUACAUCAACAGUUCAGACUCCAGAGUUGUUUAAAGGAACUCUAAAAGAAUACCAAAUGAAAGGCCUUCAGUGGCUAGUCAAUUGUUAUGAGCAGGGUCUGAAUGGCAUUCUUGCUGAUGAAAUGGGCUUGGGUAAGACUAUUCAAGCAAUGGCGUUCUUGGCACAUUUGGCUGAGGAGAAAAACAUCUGGGGUCCAUUUCUGGUUGUUGCCCCUGCUUCUGUUCUUAACAAUUGGGCUGAUGAAAUUAGUCGUUUCUGUCCUGACUUGAAAACUCUUCCAUACUGGGGAGGAUUACAAGAACGGACCAUUUUAAGAAAGAAUAUCAAUCCCAAGCGUAUGUACCGAAGGGAUGCUGGUUUUCAUAUUUUAAUUACCAGCUAUCAGCUACUAGUAACCGAUGAAAAGUAUUUUCGCCGGGUCAAAUGGCAAUAUAUGGUGCUAGAUGAGGCCCAAGCAAUCAAAAAUUCCACCAGUAUAAGAUGGAAGACCCUUCUUAGUUUCAACUGUCGGAACCGAUUGCUUCUGACUGGUACUCCAAUUCAGAAUAACAUGGCAGAACUAUGGGCCCUGCUGCACUUCAUCAUGCCAAUGUUGUUUGACAGCCAUGAACAAUUUAACGAGUGGUUCUCAAGAGGAAUCGAGAAUCAUGCUGAACAUGGAGGCACUUUGAACGAGCACCAGCUUAACAGACUGCAUGCAAUAUUAAAGCCAUUCAUGCUACGACGUCUCAAAAAGGAUGUGGUUUCUGAGCUAACCACAAAGACAGAAGUUACUGUACACUGCAAGCUCAGUUCUCGACAGCAAGCUUUUUAUCAAGCUAUUAAGAACAAGAUUUCUCUGGCUGAGUUGUUUGACAGCAACCGUGGGCAUUUCAAUGACAAGAAAUUAUUGAACUUGAUGAAUAUUGUCAUUCAACUUAGAAAGGUUUGUAACCAUCCAGAGUUGUUUGAAAGGAAUGAAGGGAGCUCAUAUCUCUACUUUGGAGUGAUGUCCAAUUCUCUUUUGCCGCCUCCCUUUGGUGAGCUAGAGGAUGUACAUUAUUCAGGUGGUAAAAAUCCCAUAACAUACAAGAUACCUAAACUCCUGCAGAAAGAAAUGCUCCAAAGCUCUGAAACAUUUUGUUCUUCCAUCAGGCGGGGCUUAUCAAGAGAAUCCUUCCUGAAGCAUUUUAAUAUAUAUUCACCUGAAAGUAUUUUUAGGUCAAUAUUCUCAUCUGAGAGUAGCGUAGAUCAAGCAGUUAGUGGAAGUGGAGCAUUUGGCUUUUCACGCUUGAUGGAUUUAUCACCAUCAGAAGUUGGAUAUCUAGCUUUGUGUUCCGCCAUGGAAAGACUAUUGUUCUCUAUAUUGAAAUGGGAGCGGCAAUUCUUAGAUGAAAUAUUAGACUCUGUUAUGGAGUUCGUCGAUGAUGAUCUUAGUGGAGGUAACAUCACAAGAGGUAAAACCAGAGCUGUCACAAGAAUGCUGCUGAUGCCAUCAAAACUUGAAACGAGUUUGCUGAAAGGGAAACGAGGCACAAGGCCUACAUGUCACUCAUUUGAAUCUCUAGUGGUUUCUCAUCAGGAUAGGCUACUUUCAAAUAUCAAACUCCUACAUUCUACAUAUACUUUUAUCCCAAAAGCCAGAGCUCCACCGGUAAGCGUUCAUUGCUCGGAUAGAAACUUUGCAUACGGAACUACAGAGGAGAUGCAUCAGCCAUGGCUUAAGAGACUAUUAAUCGGCUUUGCACGAACUUCAGAAGCUAAUGGACCAAGGAAGCCGAACAACCUUCCACAUCCUUUGAUCCAAGAAAUUGAUUCAGAACUUCCAGUUGUACAACCUGCGCUUCAGUUGACACACCGAGUAUUUGGUUCUUGUCCUCCAAUGCAAAGUUUUGACCCUGCAAAGUUGCUAACGGACUCUGGGAAGCUGCAGACGCUUGAUAUAUUGUUGAAGCGGCUUCGAGCUGGGAAUCACAGGGUGCUCCUCUUUGCACAAAUGACAAAGAUGCUGAACAUUCUGGAGGAUUACAUGAACUAUAGAAAGUAUAAGUAUCUCAGGCUUGAUGGAUCCUCCACCAUCAUGGAUCGCCGAGAUAUGGUUAGGGAUUUUCAGCAGAGGAGCGAUAUUUUUGUAUUCUUGCUGAGCACCAGAGCUGGAGGACUUGGUAUCAACUUGACGGCUGCUGACACAGUCAUUUUCUAUGAAAGUGAUUGGAAUCCCACCUUGGAUUUACAAGCUAUGGACAGAGCUCAUCGUCUUGGUCAGACAAAAGAUGUAACUGUUUAUCGGCUCAUCUGCAAGGAGACGGUGGAAGAGAAAAUAUUGCACAGGGCAAGUCAGAAGAAUACAGUUCAACAGCUUGUUAUGACAGGGGGUCAUGUUCAGGGUGAUGAUGUGUUUGGAACUGCGGAUGUGGUAUCGUUGCUUAUGGAUGAUGCAGAUGCAGCACAACUGGAGCAGAAAUUCAGAGAACUACCAUUACAGGUAAGGGACAGGCAGAAGAAAAAACAGCCAGUGAAAUGUAUCAGAAUAGAUGCUGAAGGAGAUGCAGCUUUGGAAGAGUUGGAAGAUGCUGCUGAACGACGGGAUAAGGAACAGGAACCUUCCCAAGAACCGGAGAAGACGAAACCCAGUAACAAAAAGAGAAAAGCUGCUGCUUCAACUCCGAAACCUAGAGUCCCUCCCAAAGCAAAUGAAGAAGGAGAUGCUCCUCUUCAGCCUCAGAGAACAAAAAGGGUAAAGAGACAAACAAAGAGCGUAAACGAGAGUCUUGAACCUGUCUUCUCCGCAUCAGUUACCGCAGCAAAUGGAGAAGUCAAUCCAAGUAGCUCUAAUCCAGAUGCUAACUAAUCCGAAGAUGGUUAAAAGCUUCAAUAGAUAUUAACUUUAGGCAGGUUAUUAGUAAAUGGUUCCUUGUUUUCAAGCCUAAGUGUACAGAUAUCAAAAAAUUUUACUCUUCUUUAACAUAACAUUGGUCUAAUGGUACAUAUAUCUAUAACUAUUAUUAUCUAUUUAGCGAUUAACGUUAA
Messenger RNA from Brassica rapa (field mustard), 4904 nucleotides. RefSeq names its product chromatin-remodeling ATPase INO80. Gene Ontology annotation, biological process: chromatin remodeling; DNA repair. The record is from RefSeq and is a predicted model, not a curated record. NCBI's taxonomy places the organism in Eukaryota, Viridiplantae, Streptophyta, Magnoliopsida, Brassicales, Brassicaceae. Gene Ontology annotation, molecular function: ATP hydrolysis activity; histone binding; ATP binding. Gene Ontology annotation, cellular component: Ino80 complex.